AUGAAGGACAUCCCCACCUACAUUCAAGGUGUCGAGGGCGAGCAUUCUCGGCAGGAUCUUCGGCGGUACUCUCUCCUCCUCACCAUCACAAGAAUUUUCUUCUCUCCAGGCUUUAGCGGCCACUCUACCGCAUCCGGCGCUGCUUCCGGGCUAUGCAUCCCCGAUCAGCACGCUGUGUCAGCUCAAUCGUACUUUGCAGGCCCAACCUACUAUACUGCACGGGAAAACAGGAGUCUCCUCCGCCAAGGGGGCCUCGGACCCUACACCGUCCGAAAGAACUAUGAGAGGUCUUCAACCAUCACAUCGCUGCGGAUUGGGACACGCCCCGCUUGGAAGGUUGUCGGCAUCUUGGACACUCAUGCGAUGGUCCGUUUCAGACGGGUCGUGGGCGAGGACGAGGAAGACGCCGAUGAUACUGAAGAGCGCGCGGACGAAGAGGAUGACGAUAUUGAAGACACGGCGAAGCCUAAGCAAAUGGAGCUCGGCCCUGUAGCUUCAUGGAUAGGAGUCUUCCCCGGGACUACUUCCGCUACGGCUGCCCACAACGCGGCUCAGGACAUCGUUGCUCUUCUCAAAGACUACAGCAUCGCAUCACUCCUAUCCCCGGAGCGUGCGGAGGCGCUUGCGAAAUUGCUGAGAUGCGUUGAGACUGAGUGGAAUGGACGACCGUGUCCUCGUUCACGUCCCUCGCUCCCCAGCCUCGGCAUCGGUGGACACCGUUUCACGGAGGACUGGGGAAUCUUUCAGGUCGAUUGGUUUAACCCCGGCGUUAGUUUCCAGGGUACCAAGGUGGACCAUGUAACGGAGCUGACGCCUGGAGAAUUCGAGGACAAAUGCUCUACUGGGAGAGACGCUGGCUGGGAGUUCUACGACCCGUGCUUAUCGCUCGUCAAGAACGGCGAAGGACCCGGCGGCAUCAUCGGCGGUGCCAACGGCGUCUUCUCCAUCGUCCGCGAAUACUUCAUCGUCAUGUCGGCUCACCGCACCUCCUUGGAACCGGGCAUUAUCAAGUACGAUCGCUCGUCUGAAGCGGUUUGGGGCCCGGGCGAUUUUGGCUCCAUCAUCAUACGUGGUCGUAUCGGCGGCAUGUCUACAGGCGGUUCCGCCCAGGGCGCGACGUGCGAUUGGACCCUACGCCACGCCCCUUCCUGUGGCUCUUCCAGCGCAUCAAAAGCGACCGGGUUCCCAAACACGCAUCUCGAUCUCCUGGCUACAUCAUCUCCGAAAACCUCGCGAAACUCAUAG
This is a messenger RNA of Punctularia strigosozonata HHB-11173 SS5, 1245 nucleotides long. RefSeq lists its product as uncharacterized. The record is from RefSeq and is a predicted model, not a curated record. The transcript is spliced from 5 exons. Bases 1 to 1245 code for a protein of 414 amino acids. Lineage: Eukaryota; Fungi; Basidiomycota; Agaricomycetes; Corticiales; Punctulariaceae.